GCCUGCCGGAGACUUACUAAAGUUAGAAUUAAAACACUAGCUACUACUUUGUUUACGAUAGAGCAAGCUAUACUCGCGGGAGAAGCAGGCUAUGUAUCUAUUUCUCUCUUUACUUAUAAGCUUCGUACUUAUUAUAAUAGCUUGUACGUA
This is a messenger RNA of Pseudocercospora fijiensis CIRAD86, 150 nucleotides long. RefSeq lists its product as uncharacterized. The transcript has a single exon. The record is from RefSeq and is a predicted model, not a curated record. The annotation marks the transcript as partial. Lineage: Eukaryota; Fungi; Ascomycota; Dothideomycetes; Mycosphaerellales; Mycosphaerellaceae.